This is a messenger RNA of Lolium perenne, 905 nucleotides long. RefSeq names its product ras-related protein Rab5A. The record is from RefSeq and is a predicted model, not a curated record. NCBI's taxonomy places the organism in Eukaryota, Viridiplantae, Streptophyta, Magnoliopsida, Poales, Poaceae. Gene Ontology annotation, molecular function: GTPase activity; GTP binding.
AUAAGCCCAAAAAUAAAGAGAAACAUAUUUCACAACGCGGAAGCUACCAACCAAUUCCCCAAUUCGCUUCUUUGCGUGCGGUUUGAUCUCGUCCACGGUUCCGCGAAAAAUCGGUCGUCGAAUCUGAUGGCGGCUACCUCCGGGAACAAGAUCCGCAACGCCAAACUGGUUCUUCUUGGUGAUGUGGGUGCUGGAAAAUCCAGCUUGGUGCUUCGGUUUGUAAAAGGACAAUUUGUUGAAUUCCAAGAAUCGACAAUUGGAGCGGCUUUCUUCUCACAAACCUUGGCGGUUAAUGACGAGACUGUGAAGUUCGAAAUUUGGGAUACUGCUGGGCAGGAGAGGUAUCAUAGCUUGGCUCCCAUGUACUACAGGGGUGCUGCCGCCGCCAUAGUUGUCUAUGAUAUCUCGAAUCAGGCAUCCUUCACCCGUGCAAAGAAAUGGGUUCAAGAACUUCAAGCCCAAGGAAACCAGAAUACAGUAGUGGCUCUUGCUGGCAACAAAGCGGAUUUGGUAGAGACUAGGCAGGUGCAGAUAGAGGAAGCCAAGACAUAUGCGCAGGAGAACGGCCUCUUCUUCAUGGAAACAUCUGCUAAAACUGCAACCAAUGUGAAUGACAUAUUUUAUGAGAUUGCAAAGAGAUUGCUUCAAGGGCAGGCGGCUCAGAACCCGCAGGCAGGGAUGAUUCUCUCCCAGAGACCCAACGAGAGAGUGGUUAGCGCGUCUUCAUGCUGCUCCUGAAGAAUAGUCGUGGCUACCUCCAGUAUGAGAUCCUAGGAGAAGAAUUCGACAAACUAUCCUGAAAGCGCGUCUCGAUCGCUUUCAUUCUCGCAUUUGUCAUGUAAAUGCCCAUACUAGAAUACCAUUGCAGACUUGCAAAUGAAAUAGUUGUCCAAGUGUUGAUUGAA